Messenger RNA from Monoraphidium neglectum, 441 nucleotides. RefSeq lists its product as hypothetical. The coding region runs from base 1 to 441 and encodes 146 amino acids. Lineage: Eukaryota; Viridiplantae; Chlorophyta; Chlorophyceae; Sphaeropleales; Selenastraceae. The record is from RefSeq and is a predicted model, not a curated record. The transcript is spliced from 4 exons.
AUGGCCGACUACUGCGCGGCCAACGGCAUAGGGCUGCUGCCCUACGGCGUGCUGGGGGGAUCCUUCCUCACAGACAAGUAUCUGGGUGCUGACGUCAGCACUGUGAAGGCAGACACCUACUCAAAGGGCAAGUACGGGUCCGUCAUCGUGGAGAGCCUGGGCGGCUGGGGCGGCCUCCAGCGGCUGCUGGGGGAGCUGCAGCCCAUCGCACAGAAGCACGGCACCACCGUCGCCAACGUGUCGGCGCGCUGGGUGCUGCAGCAGCCGCAGGUGCCGGCAGUCAUCAUCGGCGCCCGCAACGCGUCCCACGUGCCGGACCACCAGCGGCUGUUCUCGUUCGAGCUCGACUCAGAGGACCUCUCAAAGAUUGAGGGCGUGCUGGCUGAGACCCGGCAGCCGACAGGGGACUGCUACGAGUGGGAGCGCGGGGGGCGGUUCUGA